Messenger RNA from Linum tenue, 763 nucleotides. The record is from the annotation of a GenBank genome assembly. Lineage: Eukaryota; Viridiplantae; Streptophyta; Magnoliopsida; Malpighiales; Linaceae.
CCACUACAGAACCUUCAAGCCCAUUUUAGGCCAAGGCCCAUGCUCGCGCAGAAAGAAAUAUAAGACCCUCGAGAUUUAGGGUUUCAGUUCAGAAACUCCGUGGAGCCAACUCUUCCUGAAUUCCUCGACGCAGCCGCAUUCUCACUCCUGCUCGCUGAGGUUCGUUUCAGUCUUCUUUCUCUGUCUAGAUUUAGGGUUCGGUUCCGCCAUUAAAGCUUUGCUGUGUUUUCAUUCCUGCUAUCUUAUUCUGUGUUGAUCGUUGUAGAGAUGGCCAAGUCGAAGAAUCACACCGCCCACAACCAGUCCUACAAGGCUCACAGGAACGGCAUCAAGAAGCCGAAGAGGCAUCGCCACACUUCAACCAAAGGGAUGGACCCGAAGUUUCUGAGGAACCAGAGGUACGCGAAGAAGCAUAACAACAAGAGCGCGGAGGAAGGCAGCGCGGAAGAGUAAACUUCAAUUUCCUUGGAAUGACUGGAGUUUUCAUUUUCGUUUAGUUGCUGAAUCCGUAGAGUUUGUACUGGAUUUAGUUUUACGUAUUUUGAUAGUUGGAUGAGUUGAAAAUGGUACUCUGAAUGGUGAAGUUUUCCUUUGAAAUACUAGUUGAUGUCAGACUCGGUUUAUUGAGCUUAAUGGGUUUUUGAAAGGCAUUCUAUCUGUUUCUGGUGUUGUUUUGCUGGAAUCUGGCAAUCGACAUUGAAAUUCCAUUGCUGCUUGUUUCUUAAUUGGAUUUUGCUGAGUAGUUCAUCGCUGUGAUUUUGUC